This is a messenger RNA of Gadus macrocephalus (Pacific cod), 8346 nucleotides long. It is a transcript of the gene kcna1b, whose product is annotated as potassium voltage-gated channel, shaker-related subfamily, member 1b. Gene Ontology annotation, biological process: protein homooligomerization; potassium ion transmembrane transport. NCBI's taxonomy places the organism in Eukaryota, Metazoa, Chordata, Actinopteri, Gadiformes, Gadidae. The record is from RefSeq and is a predicted model, not a curated record. Gene Ontology annotation, molecular function: delayed rectifier potassium channel activity; protein binding. Gene Ontology annotation, cellular component: synapse; membrane; neuronal cell body. Bases 984 to 2468 code for a protein of 494 amino acids. The transcript is spliced from 2 exons.
AGAGAGAGAGAGAGAGAGAGAGAGAGAGAGAGAGCGCGGGCGGGCGGGCGCACUUUUUCUUUUAUUGCUGAUGCUGCAGUGUCAAGAAAUGGUUCCCGCUCCCUCCUCUCCGUCCCUCCUCGUGCGUUCAGCCUCUCUCCCUUGCAUCCCCAUAACGCUCGCGCCGAGCACCACGCCACGCGGCCGGAGUGCAGCCGCGCGCCACGGUUAAAGGACACCACACAGCUUCUCGCCCAUUCGCGUCUUACUAUUUUUCGGGGUUGUUGUUUUUCCUCGGGCGUUGUUGUUGUUGUUGCCGGGCUUUUUUCUGGAUUUUUUUUUUCUUUAUUACCUGGACCUCCAUCAGCUCGCACGCGCCAUGGUCCCCCUUCCCAGUAUGAUGGUAAACUGCCUCUCGAGAGAUUCCCCCCAGCGAGGAUCACCAUCCGAGCGGCCGGACGCCCCCCGCCGGGGUCUCUUCGCCUCGCCGCUGAAAGCCUACACCCAGAGGAUCCCCUGGACCCGCACCAAGACGACAUAGGCCAUCAAUAUUUCAGAGGAAGACCGUUACUGUAACGGCCCCGUACAGUAAAGCGAUCUCCGUAUCAAACCCCCAGCCGGGAGGAGGAAAGUUGUGGAGGUUCUGGAGGAGGAGGUGGAGGAGUUGGAGGAGGCUGGCGACACCACCCCGGAACGCAAUCUCCCCAUCCCGUCCCCCGUCCCCGUCUCCCCUGCAACAUCUCGUCCCCCCGUCCCCCCCGUUCAGGUGAUAGACGGAGCAGGGGGCAUUUCUGACGGGGAAAACAAUGGUGAACUUGAAUGGCAUUGCGAAGGAGCCGUACUGAGCCGUACUGACUGUUGAGCUGUUGCAGUGUCGGCGGCACCGCGGACGAGGGGAGACCGCGGAGGCGUGCCACUGCCACGGCAACUGGAUGCCUGUUCCACCGGGCUGAUCCAGCUGCUCUAUCUCCCGGAUCGUGCUCAGCUCAGCUCGAACCGCAACGAUGACGGUGGUGGCGGGAGAUAAUAUGGACGAGACGUCCACACUGCCGGGGCAUCCGCAGGAUACGUACCCCCCCGACCACGACGACCACGACUGCUGCGAGCGGGUGGUCAUCAACAUAUCCGGGCUGCGUUUUGAGACCCAGCUCAAAACCCUCGCGCAGUUCCCAGAGACUCUCCUUGGCAACCCGAAAAAGAGGAUGCGCUAUUUCGAUCCUCUGAGGAACGAGUAUUUUUUUGAUCGGAAUCGCCCUAGUUUUGACGCAAUACUGUACUAUUACCAGUCUGGGGGCAGAUUGAGACGGCCGGUCAACGUGCCCUUGGACAUGUUCUCGGAGGAGAUAAAGUUUUACGAACUCGGGGCAGAGGCCAUGGAGAAAUUUCGGGAGGACGAGGGCUUCAUCCGGGAGGAGGAACGGCCCCUGCCGGAGAAAGAGUUCCAACGCCAAAUCUGGCUCCUGUUUGAGCACCCAGAGAGUUCGGGGCCCGCGCGGGGCAUCGCCAUCGUGUCCGUCAUGGUCAUCCUCAUCUCCAUCGUCAUCUUCUGCCUGGAGACGCUCCCCGAGCUGAAGGAAGACCCGGGCGACCGGAUCCGGAUCGUGGGGAACACCACGGUGUACUACAAGCCCAACAUCCUCACGGACCCCUUCUUCGUGGUGGAGACCCUCUGCAUCAUCUGGUUCUCCUUCGAGUUGAUUGUGCGGUUCUUUGCCUGCCCGAGCAAGGCGGCGUUCUUCAAGAACAUGAUGAACUCCAUCGACAUCGUGGCCAUCAUCCCGUACUUCAUCACGCUGGGCACGGAGCUGGCGGACGACCCCGACAGCAACGAGGGGAAGGGCGGCGGUGAGCAGGCCACCUCGCUGGCCAUCCUCAGGGUCAUCCGCCUGGUCAGGGUCUUCCGGAUCUUCAAGCUGUCCCGCCACUCCAAGGGCCUGCAGAUCCUGGGCCAGACGCUGAAGGCCAGCAUGCGCGAGCUGGGCCUGCUCAUCUUCUUCCUGUUCAUCGGCGUCAUCCUCUUCUCGAGCGCCGUGUACUUCGCCGAGGCGGAGGAGAAGGAGUCCUUCUUCACCAGCAUCCCCGACGCCUUCUGGUGGGCCGUGGUGUCCAUGACGACGGUGGGCUACGGCGACAUGUACCCCGUGACCAUCGGCGGCAAGAUCGUGGGCUCGCUGUGCGCCAUCGCCGGGGUCCUCACCAUCGCGCUGCCCGUGCCGGUCAUCGUGUCCAACUUCAACUACUUCUACCACCGCGAGACUGAGGGCGAGGAGCAGGCGCAGCUGCUGAACGUCAGCAACCAGAACCUGGCUUCGGAGGACGGCUCCAGCCGCCGCAGCUCUUCCAUCGCCAGCAAGUCGGAGUACAUGGAGAUCAACGAGGACAUCAACAACAGCAUCGAUAACUUUAGGGAGGCCAACCUCAGGACUGCCAACUGUACCGCGCCCAGCCAGAACUGUGUCAACAAGGGCAAGCUACUGACGGAUGUAUAGUGUGACAGAGUUUGGUAGGAGGGUGGAGUGUCAGGGUGGAGGACGUCGCCCUCGCGAAAAACCGGUGUAAAUAGUGUACAAAAGUUGAAAAAGGCGGGGAAAUCUUAAUGCUUGAACGACCGAAUUGGUGCAUUUAUUUUUUUUGCAUCUUCUUUGCUGCUUUGCGAAAACUGUGACAAAGCGAGUUUGAAUCGCGCGACGAGUGACGACGUGGGUCGAAGGGGGUCGGUCCUUUCUCUUUACCGCAUGGUUAUUUCAUUCAUUGCAACAUGGAAUUAUCACAGAGGAAAACUAAUUUGUUUGGAACGGAUGCGACUUUUGGAGGAAACACUUAUUUCUUUUAAUAAGGGCAACAGCAUCUAACGGCCAUUUUGAGAUUGAGAAACUUAAGGAUAUACGGUUUGCUCCGCACCGGCGCGACAAUAACUCUUUGCAUGGAAUAGAGUCAAACUCUUUCACGCGUUGUACACACAAUACCGACAAAAAAGACGCCGGUGACGGCGUCGAGGGGGAUGGGAAGAACUCAGCACCAAUGAGCUGCGGCGAAACGUCGAUCAAAGAAGAAAAUACUAGAAAGUAAAUUCGAGGCACCUUACGAGGGUUCACAGAGUGCGCUGUCGGCCUUUUCUGUUCUGCUUCCUCGGUGUGUGGCUCAGACCAAGUCCUCUUGUGGAGGACGGUUUGUUGUGCUGCUUCAGUGCUAAGCUAACGGUCUAAGCUAACUGUAUGUGUUCGUGUAGGAUACCAUGCAACACACCUUUAUAUCCGGCUCAGAAAACGCAUGUUGAUUCUCUCUCUCUCUCUCUCUCUCUCUCUCUCUCUCUCUCUCUCUCUCUCUCUCUCUCUCUCUCUCUCUCUUCUGUUUUAUAUCAGCAUGCCUGAGACAUUACCUCAUGUUAGUUUUGUCUUCUCCCUCCUUUUUUGUCUUUGUUUUCAUCCCUUUGAACCCCCCCUCCCCCUACCCCUCCUGAUAUUUCUUUACGUUUCCCCCCCCCACCCUCUCAUUUGUUUUUCACCAAAAGUGCAAUGGUUAUUUAUGAUUUAUUUAUUUCAGUGGUGGAUUAUUUACGAGCAUUUAUGUGCUGAAUGUUUUAUCAUAAAAGGGAACAGGAACACUUUUUUUAAACGAUCAUGGCAUGUGAACUAACAAAAUAAGAAGAUCUACAGCAUUAUGGCCUGAUGAGCCACGGUACCAUGUACUAGUAUACUUACUGCAUGACGUCGGUGUUAAACUUGCUUGAGGUUUUUACAAAGCGGGGGGACCUUGAGGUGCGUGGCGUACUCUAACCUCGUUAUCAGAGUAAUACUGAGGACAUGGGAUGCAGAGAGGGAACUGCUGUGCAAAAUACCGAAAGGGACAAAAAUCUGCCACGGCAAAGCCAGGAGGAGACACAUCUGGCGACUCCUUACAAAAACGGACAUUUCAAAUUCUAAAAAAGCAACAUCCUCCAUUUUGUCCUGAGUAAGGAUGGGGCUGAUUGGAUGGAUUUGCGUGGACCAUUUUAUGAGGGCUAGGGAUAUCUUUACAUUUUUUGUGAAAUGUUACUUCUCAUUCUUACGUUUGGGGUCUCACGGUGUCGGUUAGGGUUUUGUCGAGGUAAUACAGGGACGGGAGGGAGGGAGGGGAGGGGGGGGGAAUGACCUACAGUAUCAAAACAUUUUCAUAGGGUUUCUAAAAUUAGUUUCUAGUGCCUUGAUCCCUGACUCAUCGAGCUGAGGAAAGUGCCUCCCUGGUCCACACAGACGAGUCUGAGAGCUUAGCGUCUGCCCUUCCUUCCACUGCUGUAAGAUAGCACAGCAUACCUGCGUGUUCAGCCAGGGGCCACAGACUACCACACACAGUGAUAGUGACACGACAGAGAAACCCCCCUGCAGACAGAGUUAAUUAUAUCCGAAAGAACCAACACACACACACAUAGCCACACUGCCCAACAAUGUUUUGUAAGUUACAGCACUGAUUCUAAUUUGCUCGAGGAUUUCGUAGAAAACGUGGUUUCCAGUUGUUGCUGAUCAUGGUUCAGUUCAGUACACAGGCCUCUCUUUGCUAGCUUAACCUGACCACAACAAUUGACAUUUGAGAUUUGAUAAAAGGGUACGACGCAAGAUCUGAGUUUGGGUCAUAAAGUCUCCACCGCUUCAGUUUGUUCAUUACCAUAAGCCUUUCUGCCGGUGUGUCUACCUCAGCGUGGUAUGGCCCUGGGUGUUUGUGUCCAGCGAUCUCUCCUCUGUUGACAUGCCCUCUUGUCCAACAUGUACACGCUAUUCUUUGUAGAAAAAGAAAGCGGAAAACUGUAGUUUUAUGGGAACUGAGGGUUUUAAACUAUAGGCCCAUGACUAUAUCUUUCUGCUUCAAGAUUAACCUUUGCCGUUAUCCCCAACAUUCGCAGGAUCAAUACAGUCAUAAUUUCCCAGCAUCGGAGACGAGAGCCAUAUAUUGCGAUCUUAAAAAUGUUACAACGGUUGAAUGGUUUGAUUUACCCCCCUUACUGACAUGAGAGCGAUGCAACACUGACAUGCGAGACGAAUGGCCGACGACGUAGCACACCGUAAACUAUCGGAACUGGUAGCUUCAGUAUGUGUGUGACGAAAGGGGUAGGUCUUUUUAAAUUUGUAUUCAACAGAACAGAGCGCACUCAUGGGACGGGUCUCAGGCUAAUUAACAGUCGACCAAGUUUAUUCAACAUCAGCUUUUCCCAGCUGGAUGAUCAAUAGCUGUUAAAGAAUAGCCAUCACUGCCGCAUUUAGAGAUGCAUAUUCCAUAGUCAUUUCAGUCUUUCUAAUUCAGCUUUUGCAUUUUUACUGAGGUUAACGCUGUCGAUGAUCGGCAGUCUGAUCACACGCUUUUGGGGACACACUGUUGUGUCCGAUUCUCACUGUGCUUGUGGAAACCAGCAAAAAGAGUGAGCGCACACCGUUAAUAGUGCGGUUGCACACGGGUCGUACACACCAACGCGUCACCUGGAAACAGAGACCAUGCCGAAAAGAAACAGCUAAUCAACACUGCCACUGAAUGAUCAGCCAACGAGGUUCUCUGCUUUAGUUUCUAGUGUGGGUCAGCCUUUCGCUCUGUAGCAUCGCUGCAUGUCAGGAACGAGGGGUAAAACUGCCCAUGUCUUAAAGGUCUUAACGGUAAUCGGCAAUAGUUCAACCUCCUUAAGGAAUCUCCUAUCGAUCUCUGGACGUUAGGAUGGUUUUAAAACACAAAUCCGAUGGCAAAUGCUCAAUCAACCACUGUCAAGGCAAGCGAUGUUCCAACGCUCUUUCAUAUGCACACCAUCGAGAGAUCCAGCAUUCAUCUCAACAUCGUGAUAGCCAUAGGCACGCACGCUAGUCUGGCUCUGCAUGCAAAGCAAAAUGGCGCUGCUGCCAUUGCUGCUGUUUUUUUUUCGUGUUUUUUUUCUUUGGGCACCGGGAUGAUGAGAGGCAAUGUUGUUGCUUUAGCAUUCCAUUUAUUUGCACAGGCCUGCUUGACGAUACAUGAAGAUGGAUGGAUGGGUGGGUGGAUGCUAUAGACGUAACUAGACUUUUUUGCUACUUAUUGGUAUAAGUACGAUGAGAGAAAAUAUUUGGAAAAAAGAACGAUACAUAAAUUAAGCCGGAUGUUUUAGAGACUAUACUACUAAGUCACAGCAAAUUGUUUAUCAUGGGGUCAAGCUUCAAACUGUCUAAAAACAAAAAAGUAUUUAGUGGAAAACUGAGUUUCACCUUGUGGAACAGUACAGUGGUUUAUAUAUAGAGUUGUAUAUCCUAAAUCAAGUCACACUAAUGCAUUUGAUUGUUGCUCUAACUUCAUUGUUUUACUGGUACUAGAAAAAAUACAACAAAACAGAAUGUUGAAUUCAUUGAAUUGAUAAUCAUAACUCAUGCCAAAUGUGGGAACAAUUUCUUAUAUCUGUGUAGAAGGCAUCAAUCACAAACGUCUUUGAGAAAUGCUGUUUCAGACAUAUCAUAGUUUUGAAACAGGAUACACUGUUGUAAUUAUGUAUUUUUUUAUUUUAUAUUUAUAUGUUUUUAAAUAUGUGACGUUCACAGUUGACCAGGAUGUCGCACACUUACAAACACACUUUGAAACGUUUUUUUCUUCUUCAACGGUACACACUGCCAUCCAUUGGGAACAUACAGCAUAUAAAAGUUUUAAAAUAAAACUUUUUUUUAAAUGGGGCAAAAAUAUGGUGACUACAUCUUUCGUCGAGUCAUUUCCCCUGAUGAAAUUAAAUAACUGGGUUUUAACAUUUUUGUACUUUUAUGUUUUGUCUGUUGGCAAUACGGCACAAUAAUGGCCAAAGCCAGGUUUCUUAAAAAAUAUCAGAACUUUAAGGUAAGCUAACACCCUGAAUUCACUGCCACUUUCUGACGUUUCAACCGGUUUAUUUCUGAGGUCUUUCUGAAAAUCCUGAAGCUAAUUUUUUUUCUUUGAGUCGUCAUUGCCUGUAAGCAAGUGUACUGGUGUGUGAGUCAUUCCCAGAGCAGUUUGAGCACGAUUCAUAAGCUGUUGGAGAAACAGUACCUUUAAUACAAAUUUAUACUUCAUGGCAUUUGAAGAUAAAAACAGUCAUAUAUAUACAGUAUAUAUAUAUAUAUAUAUAUAUAAUGAAUGGUGCUGUGUGUCCAGCAUACAUACAACAUAGGCCCUUUCAAUUUAAGGAAAAAAAGAAAUGUAUUUUGUCCAUGUUUUUUGUUGCUAUCAACAUAGGCCUUUGAGAGAGCUAUUUGUUUUUAUGAAGAUCUCCAGGCGGACCACUACUGAAGGGACCAAUUACCUUUUUCAUACGAUCUGGUUAAUUCCAUGUGACUUUAGGUGAAUCUUAUGACAAUGGUCCAUAAUUAACUUGAAAAACAUCUCCCUGGUUUGUAAUGCUAAUCUAACUAAAUAUAUUUAUUAUAUUUCAUUCGGAAUGCUAAUGACGGAUCCUAUCAUCAAAUGUCGGGCAUGAAUACGUUGAAUACGUUUAAUUCACCAACACACGAUGAAAACAUGAUUUGUUUCAUGCCUUAAAUAAUUUACGUUUCUUCCACUUUCACUUUUCUGACUGACAGACCAACUAUGAUUUAUUUUCUUUUGUAGAGACUUUAAAGGUAGACUGAAGAUAAGCCAUUAUCAUACAUUGUCCUUUAAUGUAAAAAGCCAUGAUUGUGAAGCGAAAUGGUUUAAAGGGGUUUUAAUGUGAGCGACAAAAAACAUUUUUUUAACGUAAGAACUGCUUUAUCAGUAUAUCAGACACUAAACUCACACUGUGGUAAGCAUGUUCUGAGUCCUGUUGCAUCGGGUAACCCUGCUGACAAAACAUUGAAACUACAUCACAAAACCAUCCCAUUUUCUAGCAAUACGGUCGGUUUAUCUGUAAGCGAUAAUGAAGAGGAUCAUGGUGUCGCCCGCGAUGAUGACGAUGAUGAAUUGUUCUUGUUAUCAUGACUUCCUGUUCUCAUGGAGUUCUAUCUUUUGCCAGACCGUCUUCGUGAUACUAAACUCACACCAAGGCCCCCGCCUUGGCGGACGAUUGUGGGACCGGAUCGGGAUUUUUCAGUUGACAAUCCAAUUAUUUUCGUUUUCAUCAGGAAACCUAAAAACACAAGAACCCUGUGCUGGAAACCCGAUGCCCUACCACUGAACUAUCGGUCCUUCUGCAACCAGGAUGUCUCUAAAGUCCGUUCUCGAACACUGCCACCUGUUUUAUUUUGAACAAAAAUAAAAAACAAACAAUACUAUGAUAUGAUGCAUUCAUGAUUCUAAUGCUAACGUUCACACUUUGCAAUGUUUGUCAUGUUGUUCGCUGAGGCAUGGUUCUCGUCACCUGUGCGAGGGCGGCCAUCUGGCAUGAUGUCCGGGACGGUUUCAUCAUAUAGAUAAGCAUCUCAAUAAAUUUGUUCAAAGAGUGAA